Molecule: messenger RNA, 3510 nt
Organism: Penicillium roqueforti
Lineage: Eukaryota; Fungi; Ascomycota; Eurotiomycetes; Eurotiales; Aspergillaceae
Product: VWA and PH domain-containing RING finger protein
Exons: 3
Coding region: 1-3510 (1169 amino acids)
Source: RefSeq, a predicted model, not a curated record
AUGUGGAAACGUUCACUUAGAUCGGAGGACAACUCUGGGACCGACUCAACUCAACAACAUCUAACUGAGCUGGGUCUCCUAGGUCGAUCCAAAAAGCCCAAAAAAUUUCAAUUGCAGCCAGAAUCAUCCUCUCGUUCACCUCUCCGUUCAUUUCGUUCGUUCACUCGAGGCGUGAUAGACCGACCUAGCAGCAGUCUUUCCAACCAGGCCGAUCUUACCCGGUCAAGAGCAACCUCGACUGUCGCCGGACAGAUCAAUUCUGCUUACCCGGAACUCGCUGGUCAAUCUGCGCAUUCCAAUCGCUCUCGGGCAUCAUUUCAUUCAAGGUCGGGACGGACCACCGGCCCAAUGGAGGUAGAUCGCACCCACACACGGAGGGACCGGACCUUUGUCGGGAGCGAAUGCGCCGUCUGCGAGGAACCCUUGGAGCAUACCCUACGCGGCGAGCGUGUUUUGCAGCUCUCGUGCUCCCAUGUCUCCCACGAGGCCUGUUUCUAUGAAUUUCUGCGGGAAUGCGAUGGUCAAUACUGCCCAACCUGCAAUGCGCCAUUGGCCUUGGACACAAGUCGCGGUGGAAAUGUCUUGGAUAUCGAGAAAAUCAGUAAUAUUGUCCGCUCAGUGACAUCGAAUGAUACCGCUACAGUACGCAGUGGCUUGACAACACCAACUCCAUGGGAGCAACAGUUGGGUCGACGACCAAGUGAUACCGGCAGUCGUUACACGUCGGGUACCCGAGAGCCACCUUACAAUCCCUCAACGAGGGAGCCACCUUCAAUGAGGGAGCCAUCUUACAACCCUUCAGCGAGGGAGCCACCCUACAACCCUUCAACGAGGGAGCCAUCUUAUCACCCCUCACCAAAAGAACAAUCCUACAACCCAUCGAGAGAUUCAUCAUAUAGUCGGCGAGAUAGCCGUGAUACCAGCAGCCAGCGUGAGCGCGUAGAUCGAUUGACUGUGGCCUCUAAUCCUCGUCAACCCCACUCCCGGAAUGGUAGCGCGGCCGGCUCAUCGGGCGAAUACAAUGAAGGCCAGCACACCAGCACUGGACGGCGCCAUGAUUAUGAUGUACAGGCUAUGGAGUCAGACCUCAGUCCUCGCCCUAAGGUCGCCAAGAAUCCCAUUCCCGCGCCGAUAGUCACCGUCCGAAGCGAGUUCCCGACUUUGAACAGAUCCCGCCAACAGCAGACCCUCACGUGUCUGAUUACGGUCGAAGUGCCAGAUGCCAAUUGGCGUCCGGACUUAGAUGACCUACGACACACGCCUUCGGGGCAAUCGCAGCCGGAUGGGGUCUACGCGGGACGAUCAGGUGGUGGACAGGAUGCUCGAUCAAUCCAGUAUGAGCCAACAGAGAAUAUGGAAGAAGUGGCUGAGGAAUUGCGCAGCCGCGUGGACAAUUGGCACGGUCUUGAAUUCAACCGGUUCGGCAAGCUGCGCCUCCACGGACACAUGCGCGUGGGCAAGGAUCGAGAUUCCUGGCAGGAGUUAGAAUGCUAUCUUUUCAAAGAGAUGCUUAUCUGUGUGAAGGAGAAAAAAUCAUCUGACCCCCAAUUCGAUGCGACCGGACGACGCAAGCCUGUUCGUUGCAGUCUCAAGGGCUCAAUUUUGAUUAAGAAGCAUUUAAAGUCCAUCGAGGUGUCCCCAGAUGAACCUGUUCUCUCCUUGAACCUUUCCGUCACCGAGCUGCCCUGUUUCUACCUUCGCUUCAAGAAUCGCAACGAGCUGAAGACGUGGCGUCGGUCUUUGAUCGAUUUGCACCCAGAAGCCAAUUCACGCCAAAAUGACUAUGACUAUGAUAACUCGGGGGCGGAGGACGAUGACUACCGUGGUAACCGUGGAAUUCAACGACAGGCUUCUAUCAAUUCGUCUUACGGCGCAGCAAAAUCCAUCAAUACCGCCAUUACAGACUACACCAACCCCGAAUCAGAAUUCCCUGCAAUCAACACUAUUCAUAUUCCCCUCGAUCUUGUCGUGGUAAUUCCGGUAUCCUCAUCUAUGCAAGGCUUGAAGAUUACUCUCCUGCGUGAUGCCCUCAAAUUCCUCGUGCAGAAUCUCGGCCCUCGGGACCGGAUGGGCCUCGUGACUUUUGGCUCGAGUGGUGGAGGUGUGCCCCUGGUUGGUAUGACCACCAAGCCCUGGGCUGGAUGGUCGAAGAUCCUCGAAUCGAUUCGGCCGGUUGGUCAAAAAAGUCUCCGUGCAGACGUGGUUGAAGGUGCCAAUGUCGCCAUGGAUCUUCUGAUGCAGCGCAAAUUCAACAACCCCAUCUCAACCAUCCUUUUGAUCAGCGACUCUUCUAUUUCCGACCCCGAAAGCGUUGAUUUCGUGGUCUCCCGCGCGGAAGCUGCCAAGGUCAACAUCCACUCGUUCGGACUUGGAUUGACCCAUAAGCCUGAUACCAUGAUUGAGUUGUCUACUCGUACUAAGGGAUCUUACUUGUAUGUAAAGGAUUGGAUGAUGUUGCGAGAAUGUGUUGCUGGAUGCCUGGGCGCGUUGCAGACAACCUCCCACCAAAACGUCAAGUUGAAGCUCCGCCUACCUGAAGGAUCACCCGCCAAGUUUGUUAAGAUUAGCGGCGCUCUUCACACCACAAAGCGUGCAACUGGUAAAGAUGCAGAAGCUGCACUGGGUGAUCUCCGAUUCGGUGACAAACGCGACGUCUUGGUUCAACUUGUCAUCCAGCCUGACAAUGCCACGCAGGACAGCAUGCCGCAGGAUCCGUGGGAGAGCCUAGUCUCCGGAUUGGAGGCUCUCGGCGGCGGUUCUGAUGGCGAUGAUAGCCGAGUCAUGAGCGUUGAAGAGGUUCCAUUGAUCCAGGCUGAUUUAACCUACGGCGACCUCCUCCGUGAUGGCCAUCUCACGCACUCCCCUCGACCUUCACUCCUGGCCAUUACUAUGCUGCCUCCUAAUCCUCGGGCCAAGGGCCAUCGAUCCCCUACGCCACCAAUUCCUCCCCACCCCUCGAUUGUGCAGCGCCGUAUGGAGCUUCUAACAUCCGACAUGCUGACCCGUGCUCUCACUCUGGUAUCUCGGGGCCAGAAUGAUCGCGCGAUGCACCUUCUCAGCGAAACGCGCAGCAUUCUCAAGGGCCUGGGCAAGGGUGGCCUACCACCGCUGCCCCCGGGUGCUUCCCGGUCCGACAGCGAUGCCGACAGCCGUGGUGACACCCCAGUCUUGGCCUCCUCUCCUAAAUCAUCUACCUUUAGUGGAACCCAUUCAUCCGCAUCCGACACCAACACUAUCACACCACCCUCCGCGGUCGAUACUCAGACGAUGAUUGCCCUGAACGCAGAUCUGGAAUCGUCCAUGGAGUGGAUCAACCACCCGGCAGUCUUCGGGCGUGAUUCACGCAAAGCAGUGCUACAAAGCAUUGGUGUGAUCUCCUCGCAGCGCGCCUACACCUUCCGCACUCCAUCCGAAGCCCACUGGGCCCAGCGUGUCUCCGGUGUGCGUCGGUUGACGGAGCGAUCCCAAGACUGGCGCGAGACUGGCGACGAUGCUUUGACGGAGGAGUAG